AUGCUGUUUGAGAAGACUAUUGCAAUGUUGCCGGCGAUUGUGCCGACCCUGAUGUUCCUCAUGUAUAAGGGAUAUCACAGAACAAUCCCAUUCACUACUGAAGAGUUUGAUCGAGAAUAUGAUUAUAUUGUCGUGGGCGCGGGAUCGGCGGGUGCGGUGGUGGCCAGUCGUCUGAGUGAAGACCCUCACGUCAAAGUGCUUUUACUCGAAGCGGGUGGCCAUGAAGUGUGGCAAAGCGAGAUACCUAUGCUUGCGGCCCGACUCCAGAUGUCUGAGUAUGACUGGCAGUACAAGACUGAGCCUCAGAAGUACGCGUGUCAGGGCAUGAAGGAGCACCGGUCUAACUGGCCCCGGGGCAAAAUACUCGGCGGCUGUUCGGCCAUUAAUUACAUGCUUUACGUUCGCGGCAAUAAACGUGAUUACGAUUACUGGGAGAGUUUGGGUAACUAUGGCUGGGGUUAUAACGGGGUGUUUCCCUAUUUUAUUAAAUCCGAGGACAAUCGCGAUCCCGACGUUUUGAAGAAUGGUUAUCACGGUCACGGCGGGCACCUAACUGUGUCAACAACUCAUUACACGACUCCAAUCGGUGGCGCUUUCCUACAGGCGGCCAAACAGUUUGGUUAUCCAAAUAUUGAUAUUAACGGCGCUCGACAAUCAGGUUUCGCUAUACCUCAGGGAAACAUACGCCGUGGGGCUCGUUGUUCAACGGGAAAGGCUUUCAUCCGCGACGUCCGGGGCCGCAAAAACUUCCAUACAGUCAUCUACGCGCACGUGACCAAGGUCAUCUUCAACAAACAUAAGAGGGCCGUAGCCGUCCAGUUUGACCGCAAGGGUUUGAAACACAUAGUAUACGCUCGAAAAGAGAUUAUAUUAUCUGCCGGUGCCAUAAAUUCGCCACAAUUGCUCAUGUUAUCGGGCAUUGGCCCCCGAUAUGACUUAGAGGAGUUGGGAAUCCCUGUGAUUGUGGACGCGCCAGGGGUGGGACAAAACCUUCAGGACCACAUAGGGGUGGGUGGCCUACAAUUUCACGUCAACGCACCCGUGUCUGUAGUGCAGCCCCGGGUAUAUGUGGCCAAAUCGUUCACUCAAUGGAGCACUUUGGGUAUCGGACCCUUGACUAUGUUGGGAGGGCUGGACGGCAUCGGAUUUAUUAAUACCAAAUACGCCAAUCAGAGCGAUGACUGGCCGGACGUUGAGAUACAUUUCAUACCGUCCUGUGCCUCCUCUGAUGGCGGAGAGUCUAUCCGUAAAGCUAUGAAUCUUAAGGAUGAACUCUUCCGCAAAGUUUACGAACCCUUUCUAUACGAAGACUCUUAUGCUUAUUACCCGGUUUUGUUGAGACCCCGGAGUGUCGGGUGGAUGAAACUCCGAUCGGCCAGCCCUUACGAUCAGCCAAUUAUACAACCAAAU
Messenger RNA from Oppiella nova, 1410 nucleotides. The record is from the annotation of a GenBank genome assembly. Lineage: Eukaryota; Metazoa; Arthropoda; Arachnida; Sarcoptiformes; Oppiidae.